AUGCGCUCCUUAGCGGGACUGGCUGUCCUUGUGGCGGCGGCGAGUGUCUUCCUCUACCUGCUGUCGACCCAUCUUCCCCCGGGACCGACGCACGGCCCGCCGGGCUCAGCGGAGGAGGAGGAGGACGGGGGAGUCCAGGAGUACAGGCUGAAGUUCCCGUCGGACCUGGACGAGCUGCGGGAGCUCGCAGAGAUGCUCAAGUUCUACAACAGAGAACAUCACGGCUACGUUCUGCUGCUGUUCUGCAGCGCCUACCUCUACAAGCAGUCCUUCGCCAUACCGGGCUCCUCCUUUCUGAACAUGUUAGCCGGUGCGAUAUUCGGGCCCUGGGAGGGCCUGGCGUUGGCCUGCCUGCUCACCACCGUCGGCUCCACGUUCUGCUUCCUGCUCUCCUCUGCGUUUGGAAAGCAGCACGUGGUCCAGCAUUUCCCGGAGAAGGUGGCCCUGCUGCAGAGGAAGGUGGAGGAAAACCGCAGCAGUUUGUUCUUCUUCCUCCUGUUCCUCCGUUUCUUCCCUAUGACUCCUAACUGGUUCCUUAACAUCACCUGUCCCGUCCUCAACAUCCCCAUGCCCAUUUUCUUCUUCUCUGUGUUCAUAGGUUUGAUCCCCUACAACUUCAUCUGCGUUCGUACGGGCUCCAUCCUCUCCGAGAUCUCCUCUCUGGACGAUAUCUUCUCCUGGGGGACGCUGGCCCAGCUCCUGGCCAUCGCCCUCAUGGCUCUCCUCCCUGGAGCGCUGAUCAAGCGGUACAGCGAAGCUCACCUCAAGAUGGACGGCAUGGACAGUAACGGACCCAGCUGGGCUGAAGUCAAGAGACGGUGA
This is a messenger RNA of Anarrhichthys ocellatus (wolf-eel), 822 nucleotides long. It is a transcript of the gene tmem41ab, whose product is annotated as transmembrane protein 41ab. NCBI's taxonomy places the organism in Eukaryota, Metazoa, Chordata, Actinopteri, Perciformes, Anarhichadidae. The transcript is spliced from 5 exons. The coding region runs from base 1 to 822 and encodes 273 amino acids. The record is from RefSeq and is a predicted model, not a curated record.